AUGGGAGUGAAAAUCGACGGUCGACAGUUACACCAUAUUCGCUUUGCUGAUGAGAUCGUCCUUAUAACACCAAACAUUAACCAAGCGGAACGUAUGCUUGAGGAUUUUGAUAAAGCCUGUGGAAAGAUUGCUCUUCGAUUAAAUCUCACAAAAACCAUGUUCAUGAAGAACGUAUUGGUUUUGCAUGCCCCAUUCACGCACAACGGAACGAAUGUCUCCGAAAGCUCCAGUUAUAUCUAUCUAGGUUGGGAAAUCAAUAUGAUAAACGACAUAGCACCAGAGCUGAGCACGAGGAAACGAGCGGCUUGGGAAGCUUUCAAGAGCAUCGAGGAUGUAGUGAAGAGAACAAAGAACGCCGGACUCCGUGCCCACCCUUUCGACUCAUUGGUACUUCCUGCCCCAACGUAUGCGUCGGAAACCUGGUUACUGCGCAAACAGGAUGAAAGGUCACUCAGCUUUAUCGAAGGCGCAGUCGAAAAGACGAUGCCAGGAAUAUCCCGUGUCACACAAGUACGGGAAGGGAUCCGAAGGUCCGACCUAUGCUAA
Messenger RNA from Angiostrongylus costaricensis, 546 nucleotides. Lineage: Eukaryota; Metazoa; Nematoda; Chromadorea; Rhabditida; Metastrongylidae. The record is from the annotation of a GenBank genome assembly.